Messenger RNA from Carassius carassius (crucian carp), 1652 nucleotides. RefSeq names its product trypsin-like. Lineage: Eukaryota; Metazoa; Chordata; Actinopteri; Cypriniformes; Cyprinidae. The transcript has 8 exons. The record is from RefSeq and is a predicted model, not a curated record. Gene Ontology annotation, molecular function: serine-type endopeptidase activity. Gene Ontology annotation, biological process: proteolysis. The coding region runs from base 79 to 1065 and encodes 328 amino acids.
AAAGGGGAUGUAAGUGGAACAGUGAACCAGAUUACCAUCAACAUCUAUUCUGCUAGCAAACAGAGGGACUGUGUGAAGAUGUGGAGAUUAACGUGUGUCACUUUGAUCCUGCUUGUGUGUGCCAAAGGUUCACUUUCUCAGCUGAAUGUUUGUGGACAGGCUCCUCUAAACACUCGUAUUGUGGGUGGUGUGAACGCACCUGAUGGGUCGUGGCCGUGGCAGGUCAGUCUGCAUAGCAGUGUCUAUGGAGGUCAUUUUUGCGGAGGCUCCCUCAUCAACAAUGAAUGGGUGCUGACAGCAGCUCAUUGUUUACCUGCUGUCAGUGCAUCCAGUCUGCGUGUUUAUUUGGGAAGGAGGACACAGCAGGGAGUCAAUGCCAAUGAAAUCAGUAGAAACGUGAGAACAAAAAUCGUCCACCCCUCUUAUAACAGCAGAACAAGCGACAAUGACAUCGCUCUGCUCCGGCUGUCCUCCACAGUCACCUUUAAUAACUAUAUUAGACCCGUGUGUCUGGCGGCCCAGAGCAGCGCCUUCCUUUCUGGCACCAGCAGCUGGAUCACAGGCUGGGGAGAUGUUCGAGCUGGAGUGAGUUUACCUUCUCCUGGGAUCCUGCAGGAGACUUUGGUUCCAGUGGUAGCUAAUGAUCAGUGUAAUACUCUUCUGGGUUCUGGAUCUGUUACCAGCAACAUGAUGUGUGCUGGUUUAACACAGGGAGGCAAAGACACCUGCCAGGGGGAUUCUGGAGGUCCAAUGGUGAGCAGGCAGUGCACAGUGUGGGUUCAGUCUGGUAUCACCAGCUGGGGUCUUGGCUGUGCUGAUCCCAACACUCCUGGUGUUUACACCCGCGUGUCUCGAUAUCAGAGUUGGAUCACCAACACUAUUGGUCAGAACCUGCCAGGAUUUGUUGCCUUCAACCCACCGACCUCAUGCUCAUCUGCCAGCCUAACCUCAACCUCCUGUAGAGGGAGAUGCAAUGAGAAGUACAACAGUCGCUCUCGCUGCAACUGCAAUACUAACUGCAGUUUAAACUGCUGCCAAGAUUACAGACAGCGUUGUGCCAUGUGAGGUCUGUCAUAUUCCAUGGAUCAUAUGAAAAAAGGCUUAAUCACAUCACUUGCACAUAAGUCAGAUGAUCUUUACCUGCUUGUUCUGAGAUUUUACUCCAUUGCUAUACUUUGGAUGCGUUGCACAGUCAGAAACGAGCAGCAAUGCAAACACAGUCAAAGAACUGCUGCACUGACUUCACUCAGGGCUGUAAAUAGUACUUCAACAUUUGUUAACAAAGCACUUAGCUCAGUCCAUUAGUAGAAUAUUUUUGUUUUUAUGUCUAAAUCAGCAUGUUACCAACAAGAUUAAAUGUAGGCCCAGGAAAAUUUUCUUUUUUUUUCAUUUAGCAUUUGCACAUUUCUUAAAAAAAAAAAAAAAAAUUACUUUAAGUGUUUGCGGAAGUGGUGUGUCAUUUAUGAUGACGAAUAAGUGGUGAUUUCUUUAAGUUUAACUUUAUUGUUAUUUCACACGAUUCUUUACUAUGUUUGUAUUAUAUUAUGUGAAUAUAGUGGUAUGCCAUGACUUUGAUCAGAAUCGUUAAAUCAAAACACUCUGUUUUUAAUGGCUUUUGCUGUAAUAAAUCUUUCCAACAGGGGGUGGUGUGA